This is a messenger RNA of Trichoderma aggressivum f. europaeum, 1524 nucleotides long. RefSeq lists its product as uncharacterized. The transcript is spliced from 2 exons. The record is from RefSeq and is a predicted model, not a curated record. The coding region runs from base 1 to 1524 and encodes 507 amino acids. NCBI's taxonomy places the organism in Eukaryota, Fungi, Ascomycota, Sordariomycetes, Hypocreales, Hypocreaceae.
AUGUCUUUAUCCGAAAAGUACACGCUGCUGCGAGAGUCUAGUCUCUACGAUCGCAUGUUUUACUGCUUUCAUCGCCUAGGCAUCCAAUCGAACAUCCUUGUCUCAGCAGAAUAUUCCUCACACGAUGGAGCUCUAUCGGAUGAUACCGUUUACGCGGCUCUCGCAUCUGUAAUAAAGGCGCAUCCAGCCCUCUGUGCCGUCGGCGUGAGAUUGCCGUCUUCCAGUCCCGGGAAGCAUAGCCUCCACCUCGCGUUGCUCCACAAGAUUGAUCUGCAACGAUGUGUGGUGUUUAUGGAUGGUGAUAAAGACACGGGAGUUGGCCCAGCUCUUCUCGAGAAUGCGCACAACACGUGGGACUGGACCGACGAUGAACCAGACACUCCUUGGUGGAAAGUGCUUGUUGUGGGGAGAAAACACGUCGUGUUUGUGUACCAUCAUUUCGUUGGUGAUGGCAUCUCUGGCACAGUGUUCCAUCGCGAGUUUCUCGCCGCCAUCAACUCCCCAUCUCUUGAUUCGAAGCCGGUGCCAACACAAGUCACACUCACUUACCCUUCCACCGUUCAAUACCCACUUGAGCCUACCGAGCAUUCAAAUGUGACGCCAUCUAUUCCUAGACUGCUCUGGAAGAUGCUUGUCUGGUAUCUGCUUCGCCUCUUCUUUGGUGGGAAGCUUGUCUUUGGUGAUCUUCCCCGGCCUCGACCACAUGCUCAAUCAGUAGUGGCCAAGGCUGUCGACACAGACCGAACAAUCACCAGAGUUUCGACUUACCGCAUUCCCUCACAUAAAAUGCGUGCUGUGCUCUCCGCCUGCCGUGCAAACCAGACGACAUUCACACCACUCCUGUUUACGAUGCUAAAUCUCACUCUCGCAGCUGAUUUUUAUCCUCGAGCGACGUUUGGCGCAUCGCGAUUUGCCUUUGAUCUUCGACCAUAUCUCCCGGCGGCCGAAUUCGGCGACUUGGUUCGCAGCAACGUGAUUAUGAACGCCGCCGCAGGUUCGGCACAUAUUCAUCAUAUGGAGCCUUUCCGCAAGGCUGUCGCAACAUAUAGCGGCCCAAAUGAGGAAGCCGGCACGGUUUCUGUGUUUCGCAGUACUGUAUGGCAACUGGUCCGAGAACACAAGUCAAAGAUGGACAGUGGUAUCUAUGGGUCUAUCCGCGACUGGAUGGCGGGCACACUGAUAGGAAAUACCAUUGAGGAAUUCAUGACCAGCUCUAUGCCGAGGAUAGGACAUUUCACCAGCGAUACAUACCUGGUAUCCAAUCUCGGGCCGUUCUCGAGUACUCCAAAGGGCGUUGCGACGACGGGUGAUGCAAAAGAAACAUGGACCAUCGACGAUAUGCAAUUCUCGGCUGCUGCGACGAACGGGAACGUGGGAUCUCGCAGUCUUGUGCUAAACAUUGCUGGCGUGGCUGGUGGCGACACAGUCAUCAAUGCAUCAUAUGAAGAUGGCAUCAUGGACAGGGAGAUGGUGGACGCAAUUCUAGAAAAGGCAAUGGAAAAGCUGGACUGGCUUCUGGAGUAG